Molecule: messenger RNA, 1764 nt
Organism: Colletotrichum phormii
Lineage: Eukaryota; Fungi; Ascomycota; Sordariomycetes; Glomerellales; Glomerellaceae
Product: HSF-type DNA-binding-domain-containing protein
Exons: 5
Coding region: 1-1764 (587 amino acids)
Biological process (GO): regulation of DNA-templated transcription
Molecular function (GO): sequence-specific DNA binding; DNA-binding transcription factor activity
Source: RefSeq, a predicted model, not a curated record
AUGGCCACAGUGACUGAGAGUCCGCAGAGAGCUCCUCUGCCUGCUAACGGUCAUGCCGAUCUGAUUCCGAAUCGCAUUGUACCUAUCCCAACCCCGACCCCGACCAUCCAAAUGUCUGCUCCAUCUCCCGGUGAGCCUAUGGAGAUCACCUCCUCCAACAACGCCAGCACUACCUCUCCUUCGAGCAAGAACAACGACACAGACGCCAACGGCGCAUCCAAGCACACGUCGCCUACAGACCAAUCCGCGCAUAACUCGAUCGCCAUGCCCGCCGCGCCCGCAGCUGCGGCUGCGGCUGUGCACCAGCCAAAGAUUGUACAGACAGCUUUCAUACACAAGUUGUACAGUAUGCUGGAGGACCCCAGCAUACAGCACUUGAUAUCAUGGUCAGCGAGUGCUGAGAGCUUCGUUAUGUCACCGUCCGCGGAUUUUUCCAAGGUCCUCGCUCAAUAUUUCAAACACACCAACAUAUCCUCCUUUGUCAGACAAUUGAACAUGUACGGGUUCCACAAAGUAAGCGACGUUUUCCACACUACAAAUCCCGAGACCGCUUUGUGGGAAUUUAAACAUGGAAACGGCAACUUCAAGCGAGGCGAUCUGGUUGGACUCCGUGAAAUCAAGCGGCGAGCUUCACGUCAUGCUCUUGUCCACCGGGAAUAUCCCAACUCAAAGCCGAGCCCUUCACAGCCCGGAACACCUGCGGAACCGAUGCCUCCACCAAGCGAUGGCUCCGAAAUGCGUAUGCCUGGACUCGAGCAUACGCUGUACGACCUCAGCAUGCGACUGCAGAGAAGUGAAGAGAAUGCCCAUUACAUGCACAUCAAGCAGCAAGCGGUGAUGGAGACAAUGUCGCGACUGCUCCAGUUCAACCAAGAGUUAUCGAGAACGGUCCUCAGUCUCGUCCCUAGUCCCGACAACCCAGUGCACCGGGACGUUCUGAAUUUGCAAUCGGAAAUGGCAAGACAGGCCGACAUGCUCCGAACUAUUGAUGAUCCCCAGGAGUCGCCGUUCGCAAGCAGUCGAGCGUACUUCACCAACGUGGAGAAUGCACCAGUUUCGCCGCGGCAGUUACCCCAAGAUGACCCGAGACGAAAUGCAAAUCUUGCUGUUCCCCAGCCCAGAGGGCAGAACUUCUACCGUCCUCCUGUGCCUUCAAAUCUUUCGAUCAGCACGCGAAGGCCCUAUGGCUCUAUUGGUGGUGGAUCAGUUGGCGGUGGUUCAGUGCCACAGGCCUCAUCUCCCUUGCGGGGGGCGCCGCCUCCGCCCCCUCCGGGGCCGCAUCCCUUGGCCCAGGUUGAGGCGCCUCCUGGAAGUCUGGCAAGACGUCACACUUCGGCUGAUAUACGUGCACACGGGUGGCAGCCCAGUGCUCCGCCGCCGUUUGCUUCAGGACCUCCAUCAGGACCGCCUUCCGGUCCCUGGCCAUCUUCGCCCAGUCGACUCGCCCCCGAGGACCAGCGUCUUAGGGAGUCGCUGUCCACCUACUCGCUGCAAAACGCGACCCAAGUACGACCUCUAUCGCGACCGACCACACCUCCUGGCGCGCCCUUCUCGAAUGGCGGCGGAGGGGAUACCUUUGGCAACUGGUCGUGGAACUCGGCCAACCGGGACAACAAGAAUUUGGCCAUUAGGGAUCACUCAGGACCACCUACGCGCCGCGGAAGUAUGGCGCAUAUCCUCAACCCGACCGACACGGCUGAGCGGGACGACGAGGACGAAGAUCCCCGAGGCGACGAUGAUCGGAAGCGCAAGCGUAUGCAGUGA